AGCGAAUCCACAAAGCGUUAGUGGGAUGGGGAGGCGUUAAUAGCGCCGUUUUCUUCCACAUCGGCAUGCUGGAACGCUCCAAAUGGGAGCUGCAGCCUCAGCUUGAGAGGAGGACAAGGCGUAGCCAGGCCUUACCAACCCACACACAGGUUUUGCUGGCCCUGAGAUUUUUGGCAAGUGGCUCCUUUCAACAUGUCAUUGGAGACACUGCAGGUGUUACACAAGCCAGCAUAAGCCGGGUCUUGGACCGGAUUUGCACCGUCUUGAGUGACAAGUCGGUGCAAGAAAUCAAGAUGCCUCCUACAAAUAUUGAGCGGAGGAGAAUUGCUCGGAAGUUUUUAAGGAUUCAAAACUUCCCAAGGGUUAUUGGAGCCAUUGAUGGCACCCAUGUUGCCAUCAAGGCCCCAUCUGUAGACGAGGCCCUGUAUUUCAACAGGAAAAGGUAUCACUCCCUGAACAUCCAACUUGUUUGAGAUGCUGAUGGAGUGAUACUCAUUUACUGCUCCAGAUUCCCAGG
Molecule: messenger RNA, 517 nt
Organism: Eriocheir sinensis (Chinese mitten crab)
Lineage: Eukaryota; Metazoa; Arthropoda; Malacostraca; Decapoda; Varunidae
Product: putative nuclease HARBI1
Exons: 4
Coding region: 66-473 (135 amino acids)
Source: RefSeq, a predicted model, not a curated record